Olea europaea var. sylvestris is the source of this 1270-nucleotide messenger RNA. RefSeq lists its product as uncharacterized. NCBI's taxonomy places the organism in Eukaryota, Viridiplantae, Streptophyta, Magnoliopsida, Lamiales, Oleaceae. The transcript is spliced from 5 exons. The coding region runs from base 118 to 891 and encodes 257 amino acids. The record is from RefSeq and is a predicted model, not a curated record.
AUUCAUAAAUCACAUCGUAUUUUCUUUUCUUCCUCUUUGCCAACACCAUUCCAUUUCACCCUUUUCAUCUCUCCCUAUAUUCCUUUCUUUCACUGUAAGAUAAAAAAGCGAAAAACCAUGACUGGUGACGAGGAGUGGGUGGAAGCAGCCAUGAGUGACGAUAACAUGGUGGUGGAGCUGCUGCUACGGCUCAACCAGUCUAACCCGAGGAUGUCGGCUACUUUUAAACAGACGGCUUUGCCACUUGAGUGGAGCGUGCGUCAACGCAGGUCUAAGCCCAUUGCAAUUGACUCCGCCUUCAAACCGGCUUUCAGAGGCAGCCCUACAACGCCACUGUCAUGGAGCGGUGCCACCUCUAUCAGUGGCGGCUGUGUUGGAAGUGCUGGCACAGUUGACGUUAGCCCUGAAGAGUCCAGCCGAUCCUCUGAUCCGAAACUCUCCAAACCCACGAGAUCUGAGGUUAAUGGAACUGGUGAAAAAUCCACAAAGAGGUCAAGAAAGAAGAAGACCUUGGCAGAACUUCAAGUGGAGGAGAACGUGCUUGAUAAGGAACAAGGAGAAUUGGAAAGGGAAAUUGCGGGAUUACGCACAAAUUUGGAGAAACAGAAGGCUACAAAUGAUAGUUUGAAGAGAAUAAUGCUCGAAUUGGCUACUAAAAGAAGAUCUAUGAUUGAAACCGAGAGUCAAUUCCAGCAAAAUUCUGAAGCACGUCAUCAUAUUCCUCCAGUCUUUCCACCAUUUGUCUUAGGCAAUGAUGAUUUGCUGCAAUGCUGUCCUCCAAACGGGCCUUUUGAAGAAAAGGCAGCUUCUCCAUGUGAAGCUAAGUUUGUACUCCCCGAUCUAAAUCUGACUUUGGAGGAAGAAGCAAGCUUUGAGGUUCUUUGUGGAUAGUAAAUCAAAACGUUUUCUAUGCUUGAAUAACAGCUGACCUUGCUUGCUGUAACUAAAUCACAGAAUCAAUUACCUUGAGCACUUUCUAAAAUGCAAUGUGGAAGUCUCUUGUAUGCGAUGGUUAGGAUCUAAUUAUAUUUGUGUAGUUUACUUGUGGAAGAACGUGCUGAAUAUAGUGUAGAGUUUCAAACUCAUUAGAUGCAGGCAAGGUAAUUUUCAUAGCUCCACUCUGUCCAGUUAUUUGAGGCAAAUCUUUCAUUAGAGGCGUGCUCUAUUUCACAAUAGUUGGAGGACCGCGCUGUAAUUUUUUUCCUUUUAAGUUUGUGUCUUUCUGUAAUCACCCCAAGAAAAUUGGCAAGAAUUUUAUAGUUUACAGGCA